This is a messenger RNA of Entamoeba invadens IP1, 414 nucleotides long. RefSeq lists its product as hypothetical. The record is from RefSeq and is a predicted model, not a curated record. The transcript has a single exon. NCBI's taxonomy places the organism in Eukaryota, Evosea, Mastigamoebida, Endamoebidae. The coding region runs from base 1 to 414 and encodes 137 amino acids.
AUGGAAAUCACUGUUGAUAUCCCACAAAAUAACAACACAACAACAAAAGUCAAAGUCGAUACGCUCAAACAAUUAAAACCGACCAUCAAAGAAGCUAUUUUAAAUAUCAUUAACCAACCUGAUGGUGUUCGGUUGUGUGCUGCCGAUAUACAAAAGCGCCUUAAUAUGUUCAAAAAGAUCUGCGAACUUUAUAAGAAGUCGACUACUAAUAAUUUGCCAUCUCUUUUGUUUGAACAACAACUUGAACUCUAUGAAACUACUCUUUAUAAUAACUUUACUAAAUUUGAAGGAAAUGGAUUGGAUGGUGUCCCUAUAUUUAUCAACAAAGAGGCAAUGGCUAGGUGCUAUGCUGAUCUUAUCUAUCAAUUUGUGACACUUACCAUUCACAUUAAUUCUUACAUACAAAGUUCUUGA